Harpia harpyja (harpy eagle) is the source of this 3571-nucleotide messenger RNA. It is a transcript of the gene UBE2Z, whose product is annotated as ubiquitin conjugating enzyme E2 Z. Gene Ontology annotation, cellular component: nucleus. The record is from RefSeq and is a predicted model, not a curated record. The coding region runs from base 103 to 1182 and encodes 359 amino acids. Gene Ontology annotation, biological process: negative regulation of apoptotic process. The transcript is spliced from 7 exons. Lineage: Eukaryota; Metazoa; Chordata; Aves; Accipitriformes; Accipitridae. Gene Ontology annotation, molecular function: cysteine-type endopeptidase inhibitor activity; ubiquitin conjugating enzyme activity.
GCCGGCCAUCGGUGGUGGAGUCGAGAGGCGGGGGCCGCUCUGGCCGGCGGACUCGCUGGUGCGGAGUCCCGGAAGCGGCGUUCCUCCGAGGCCGGGCGCGGAAUGGCGGAGAGUCCGGCCGCCGAGGAGGCGGCCCCGGCCGCGGUGCUGGCGGCGGCGGCGGCGGCGGGUAGCGGCGGUAACUCGGCCGGCCCGGGAGGCGGUGCGGGAAGCCCCGGUGUUUUCAUCCCCGCCGAACUAUGGGCGGCGGCGGGUUUCGGUGCUGCGACGCCGGGAGCCGGCGUCGCCCCGGGGAGCGGCGGGGCCCCCAUCGCGGCGGCGGCGGCGGCCGCGGGGGCCGCGCUCCUCACGCACUCCGCCUUUUGGGACCCCACCGUCAGCGGCGAUUGGGACAGCGAACGGCCCAGCCCGGCCUGUCUCCUGCGGAUCAAACGGGAUAUCAUGUCCAUUUACAAGGAACCGCCCCCGGGAAUGUUUGUUGUGCCUGAUCCCCACGACAUGACCAAGAUUCAUGCAUUGAUCACAGGCCCAUUUGACACGCCUUAUGAAGGGGGUUUCUUCUUGUUCCUGUUUCGCUGUCCUCCAGAUUAUCCCAUCCACCCACCAAGGGUCAAACUGAUGACAACGGGAAAUAACACAGUGAGGUUUAACCCCAACUUCUACCGCAAUGGGAAAGUCUGCCUGAGUAUCCUAGGCACUUGGACCGGGCCUGCAUGGAGCCCAGCACAGAGUAUCUCUUCAGUCCUCAUCUCCAUCCAGUCUCUGAUGACUGAGAACCCCUAUCACAACGAACCCGGCUUUGAGCAGGAGAGGCACCCCGGGGACAGCAAGAACUAUAAUGAGUGCAUUCGGCAUGAGACCAUCCGAGUAGCAGUGUGCGACAUGCUGGAAGGAAAGUGUCCCUGUCCUGAGCCAUUACGGGGCGUAAUGGAGAAGUCCUUCAUGGAAUACUACGACUUCUAUGAAGGGGUGUGUAAAGAGAGACUUUAUCUCCAAGGACAGACAAUGCAGGAUCCUUUUGGUGAAAAACGAGGCCACUUUGACUAUCAGUCCCUAUUAGUGCGUUUGCAAGGAAUUCGGCAGAAGGUGCAAGAGAAACACCAGCAGGAGAAUACAGAAAUAGACUCUGAGAGCAGCUCCUCUGAGACAGAGACAGACACUCAAGGUUGCUCUAAAGCUUAGAGCUGUGUUAACAGUGGAGAGGCCAAGCCGUGGGGAUGUUCUGUCUUCACACUCUAGAGUACCCCUGACAGACUCGACAACCAAACCAAUGCCAGAGCAGAGAAAACUGCGGGAUAUCUUCUGUCUCCUUUUACUGCUCUGGUGGAUAACGCUGAACGAGAAGACUUCAUGCUAGACAAAGCCAAGCUUGUGGCAGGCUACUCUUAAAAGGUACUUACUAUGCUAGAAAGCCGGAGCAUGUGGCAUCAGGUUAUUUUUUGGAAACACCUACACUGGUUGUUUUUUUUUUUUCUUUCUCUCCAUUUGAUUAAAGAAUGAGAUCUAGACUGCGAAUCCUCUUUACAGCUUUUCUGUUCCUAGACAGUGAGCCCUUCCCUGGGGCCAUGCUGAAUGUGGAGCUGUAGCUGUGGGAGCGCUUUGAUGAGUCCAGGGUAUGACAGGGCCCAUGCACCGUGUGCCCAGGCGAAACCUUUUCUGUGCGGGUUGGGAGAGAUGGAGCCUCUCUGCUCUAUGGAGCCCAUUUACCUGAUGUCUUUCUUCUAGACACUGUUCUAGACAGACCAAAGAUAAAGAGCAGUGGUGGAAUCUGGGCUCCUUUCUGAAAGCUUUACUCACGCCCUGGGUGACUUCGUCCACUGAGACUUCAGGCGCAAAGGGGCAGAUGAAAAGUGGAAACUGCAAGAAUCUGUAAAUUGAGUGCAGGUGUGUUCAUCCUGGCAUUUUGGGGAAGGGAGGGUGAGAAAACCAUUGGUCAGAGAUGGGGGGAGCACUUAAAAAUAAAUCUCGUUUGUGUAUUUUUUGUUUUUUUUCCAAGUGUUGAUUUGAAUUUAGCAUUCUAGACAUACUUUAUUCUGGCUGCUCUGAACGGAGCUGUUUUGUUUCCUUAACUGAAGUACUCUUUGCUUUCCACCUCUCUACUCAGUGUAAUAUUUUAUUUUCCUCCCUUCUUCCUCCUGUCACCUCACUCCCUGCUGCUACCUUGAUCCAUCAGAUUGAAACGCUAGAGUAAGGGGCAGUUCUAGCUAAGGAAGCCACUGUUCCUGGCUGGAGUUCUUUGGAGGUGUACGCCUUGUUACUGACAAAUUCCUUUGCCAAACUUGGCCGAGCGCAAGCUAGCUGAGUGUCAUAAAGUUUAACACUUCAGUGCAUUGACCGUUUUAAACAGCAGCUUUUUACUGUGAGCGAAGGCCGGCCUCUUGGAGAGGUGUCUGCUGGCUGCGAGUGCCAUUACAUCAAAAGAUGUAUUCGGUGUAACUUGGGUGGAGGUGAAAUACCCAGUUUCUCCAGGUAAAUGACCCUGGUGAUGAUUGAUUGGAGCAGUAUAAUGUUUUGUUGAUAAAGAGCUUAAUCUAAUUUUUUUUUUUUAGUAUUUUUAUGGGAGCUUUGAUAGAAAGCUAAGCACAAAGUUGCACAUUGUCCUGGGCCCUCUCCCAGUUUCCUUAAACACCUUCCCACCAGCUCGGCCCUGUUUCAGACUCCUGAUGGUGGUGGGAGAACUUCCAAUGCAGUCAUCUUUGUUCUAAAAAAAGCGCAGAAAGAGGGGCCAAAAGACCCCUGCCGUGUGCUGUACAGAAAGGCAAUGCCCCAUGCGUCACUAAAUUAUUUUCAGUCUCUGUGAUUUAUAUCAACUCUUGCAGAACUCAGAAGCCUGCACACCGCUUCUUCAGCAGCUCUGAAAAGCUGAAAGGUGGAAACAUUUCUGAAUUGUUAAGGUGCCGUUUAACAACUUGGGAACCUUUUUUCCCUUUAGCAAGCAAACUCCCCUGGGUCUGUCAUUGGCUUGAUUUAGACUUAAACCCUGUCUUCCCUCGAGGGAAAGCUGAACUUACGCAGGACUCACUCAAUACAUACACCAGAUGAGAGUAAAUAAUGCGGUGUUCACCUUGAAAUGAGGUCUCAGGGAGGCAGCAGAGUCUCCCGAGAAGUCAUGAGCUGUGUGCUACUUCACCGCCUCUUUAAUCCCAUUGUAAAUGUCACGUUGUUUUUCACCAUUCAGUAGCAUUGUGGGUAGAGCUGUGACUCUGCUGCCUUCCCAAGGCAGAGCUGGUUCUGAAAUCUGUUUGUGAUGCAUGUGGCGUUACCAUCCACCGAUACAACGAAACAAGAAAAUGCCUUAUUGUGGACACUAUUCACAUAACUAGCAUGUGGCUGUAAAAGAAAAGUAUUAGUUUUAUAGCUCUAAUGUUGUCUGUCCUACCAUUUCUGAAUGUUUCCAUUUCAAAGUGACAAUCCUCAAAUGACUGCUCUAGGCAGAGAUGUUUUAGCAACAGAUUUUUAGACCUAAUUGAGUUGAAAAUAUAUGCACAAGAGUCACUCUAAGAUACCUUGUUUAUAUACUAUUGUACAUAAGAUUUUUUUUGUGCAAUAAAGUUUGUUUUGGCAGAAUCUA